AUGACAACACAAACACCGCCCCUCCACCCUCUCGUCACCGACGAAUCUCUAACUUCCACACUCCUCUCCACCCCCUCCCAAAGAGAACAAACAAGCGCCCUUUUCUUUCAAGUUGAGGAGUUCGAGUAUCUUGGGAAAUUCCACGAGGCAUACAAAGCUCUACAAAAUUCUCCAAACAGAUAUAUUCUCGCAAGUAGCAGUCCAUCAUAUUGGUAUCUCUUCGGAACUAUAAAACUUAGUCAGGGAUAUUACCGUGAUGGACUCGAACAGUAUAGAACGGCUGAGAAGCUUUUAAGAGCUGCGAAGGAGGAGGAUCUAUCAGAUGGGAGUCAACAGUUAUUAGCGUUUAUGACUACAAGAACAUUAUGUUUAGACCCGGCCUCUUCACCCGAAGACAGAGAGAUCGGGAUAGAAACCGGAAUCACCGCAUAUCAAAAAUGGGCAAAAGAAAAGUCUCCGGAGGAAUUAGACUACUUCUCGCUAAUCCUGGAAAGAUCCUACUACGAAAUAAUAAAAGACAUCCCCCUCUUCUCCGACUCCCUCCCCUCCCUCCUCCCCCGCCAUAUCCAAAUCCUAAAAUCCCAAAUCCCAAAGAAAAACGCCAUAAUCUCCUUCCCAAUCUUCCUCGCCAUAAUAAACAACUCCAAAUCCCUCCCAGAAAUCCAGUCUUUAUCCCCAGAAAUCGAAUCCCUCCUUUUAAAACAUAACUGCCCCACCACCCUCCAAAAUACCAUAAAGGGCUACUUCCAAAUCCGAAUGGGUCAACUAUCAGAACGUCCCGACGUUCAAGGCAAACACUUCAAAGAAGCCCGUCGUUUCUACAAACUAGCAGGAAACAUUGAAGCCCCCUGCGAAGUCGACCUUCUCGAUUGUCUCCGUGAUGGCCAAAAGCACGUGUUAGCGGGUACAGAUGACCCCACCGAUCUCCGCCGUCGUAUCCUCCAUAUGAUAGAUAAACUAGGAAAACUCUACGGAAAAUUCACAGAUCUGGAUUUCCCCAACAGGAUGCACACAACUCUAAAGCAAAUAUCCAACAUCAACGAAAAAAUGCUCCAAUCUCCAGAUAUUACACUGAUCUCCUGUCGUCUCUGGAGACUCCUGGGUAAAGCCACGGGAAUAAAAAUAAAUUCAACAACAGAAUUCAUCGCUGUAAUAGCAGAUAUAAUGAAGACAGAAGAUCUAGAAGACGCAAUCACUGUAUUUGAAACAUUCAAAGCCGAGGAAGAGGAUAAUUGGGACUUUGAUACCGGAAUAAAUUGGCUCAGAGGCAUGGCAGUAGCUCAUACAAGACUAAGCCAAUUCGACGAAGCAAUUGCAGAAAUGGAAAUGGCCGAGGUCCUCCUGCAAUCGGAAUACAAACACUCUACCGCUCUCGAAGUCCGAGAACAAGUCCUUGCCGUCAAAGCAAGAAGACUUCAUACCCUUUCCGGUAUAGAAAAGGGCUACGCCUUUGACGACCUACUAGAAGAGAUCACCGAAGCAAUAAUGGAAGACUCAAGAUACUGGCAACAAAGAAAACCCAUGCUUCGCAAAAUGUUAUGGAAGGCCUCCCUCCUCCUAGGGGAUAAAGAACUAACCCCUAUCGAAGAAUCUGCAAAAUCUGCAUCCGAAAUAGUAGCCCAAGUAGAACAAUUAGCAACCGAAUACAUCACGGAAGACAAAACCUAUCAAACUUUCUUAAACGACUGUCAACUCCUAAAGGCAAUCUUACUCCGAGACCAAGGAAAACCAGACGAAGCAGUCGCCCUGAUAGAAAAACUCCUCCCUUCAAAACUAUGGAAACUAAACCUAAAAACCCGCACAGAAGAAGAAGAAAUCCACGCCGCAGACCUCCACAUUCAAGCAGUGAUAAUGUACAUGAAAGACCUCGCUCCUUCCUCCUCACAAACCCCUCCCGCCGCAAUCCCCCCAAAACUCCUAGAAAAACGUAUAAAAUCCUGCUUCACCCACACAAAAGAAGCCCUAAAACUCUCCGAAAAGCACAACCUCCCAAUCCUCUACUCCGACGCUCUAUUCUACGAAUCCCACCUCCACCUCCUCCAAAAGGACCCAAAAAGAGCCCUCCAAAACCUCCAUAACGUAGCAAGAAUCCAAGACGAACUCCGCCGUGCCUCCCCCAAGGGCGAUAAAUUCGAUAGUUUCAUCACAAACGCCCUAGCAGCUCAAACCUCCUCCGCCCGUUUUGUAGACUUAGCACUAAAAGCCUGUCUCCAACUCCCAGACCCCGUAGCAGCAUGGUACUGGAUUCAAAAGGCCAAAGCCCGCGCGUUCACCGAUAUGCUCCAGCACGGCCAUAUCUGGCAAAACUCCUUCAUCCGCAUCACAGACGACAUUGAAAACUUCCAGAUGCCAUGGGAAUCAGUAUCAAUAAACGGGAGCGACAUAGCCCUUUUAUACCGUUUAGAAAACCUUCUAAAAUCUCCAGUGGGCUACACCCUCGAUAACUGGGAUAUAGAAACAAUGGAGACAACCUUAGCCCACCGUCGAAGAACAAUCUCAUCUUUGAUCGAUGAAAUCUCUCAACGUCCAAGCCUUCGCGGCGCAUUAUCAGUAUCCAUGGGUCUGCCGGCUACCCACGAAGACCUAACCUGGAUCGCAAACUACCGUCAAUCAACCCACGAAAUCGUCUUCAUAGACUGGGCAGAAUCCUUCGAUAAAAUCAUAAUCUGCAUCUACCGUCCCGCCGGUAUCCGCUUCCUAUCCCCCAUCGUCAGCACCUCCCAAGACGCAAGAAUAAACAUCUCCACCUGCCCCCUCUCAAUAACAGACGUGAAAAACUGGGUCCAAACUUACAUCCUAAACCAAGACGCCCCGUUAUCAUCUCUAAACUCCACAGACGACCUAAAAAUCCUCUCCCCGUUGAUAGACCCCAUAAAGGCCCUCACAAACCCAGAAGACCUCCUUGUCCUCUCCCCAACCGGUAUCCUCCAUUCAAUCCCCUUCCACGCCCUUCCAAUCUCCACAGACGACGACCCUUCAACCCCUCUCAUCUCUCGAAACCCAGUAGUCUACGUCCCAUCCCCCUCCAUCCUCCGCCAAUGCAUCGCAAAACUCCGCAUGACCCGCCAUCCAAACCCCCAAACACAAUCACUAACAACAGCAACCCGCCCAUCCACCCUCAUCGGCGUAAAAAUCGACGAUGACUCCUACUCCCCAACCCCAGACCAAAAAGUCGACACCUCCCUCGAAAAGAUGUCCACCUCCCUCCUCACCGCCGAAAUCUUAACCCACGAAAUGGUAACCCACCAAUCCUUCACCCACCAAUCCUCCCUCACAACAGACAUUCUCCAUUUCCACGGCCACAUGGACUACCACGAUCCCAGACCCUUAUCAAGAUAUUUAGUCCUUGCAAACGACGAAAUAAUCACCGGUAGACAACUAGCCGACCUCAAAUUCCCGGUUGGUUCCGCCCCCUUAGUUACCAUAAUAGCUUGCCUGAGUGGUGGCCAACAGAUCUUAAUGGGCGAUGAACCCGUGGGGAUCGUACCUGCUUUAUUGGCUUCAGGAGCAGCAAGUGUUAUUGCAACUAUGUGGCCGACUGAUAGUGCCUGUGGGUUGAAAUUUGGUGAGAUAUUGUAUGAAGAUAGACGGCUUUGUGAUGAAAACGAGGAAGGAGGAGGAGAGGGAGGAGAUGAUGAUAUUGGGAAAACAUGGGAUAUAGCACGUGCAUUGAGAAAAGCAGUACUUGACAUUAGAAAUGAUAAAGAAACAAGUGCACCGUAUUACUGGGCACCCUUUGUGCUAAACGGGGCAUGGUUAAGAGGUACCAAAAAUGGCGGGGCAUUGCCACGUGGUGAUGGGAUGGAUGGGUUAUCAUCACAGUUUGCGAGAGGUAUGGAGAUUAGGAUUUGA
Orbilia oligospora ATCC 24927 is the source of this 3852-nucleotide messenger RNA. RefSeq lists its product as uncharacterized. The coding region runs from base 1 to 3852 and encodes 1283 amino acids. The transcript is spliced from 2 exons. Gene Ontology annotation, molecular function: protein binding. NCBI's taxonomy places the organism in Eukaryota, Fungi, Ascomycota, Orbiliomycetes, Orbiliales, Orbiliaceae. The record is from RefSeq and is a predicted model, not a curated record.